AUGACCGGACGAGAGGAUGCCGCGGACGAGAAACCCAAAGUCAAGAUUCUGACUCCCUCGUUUGGGAUCGACAAAGCGAGACUUAACGCCUCGGGAUUUAGAUCUAAGGGCUUUGCCAUCACCGACCUGCUGGGUCUAGAAUCAGAACUUCAGCCCCACCAGACUGGGCCUGGAAGUGGCGGCAACAGUGAGGGUCCCAGCCCUGGGAUGGGAGGCUUCUCUUUCGCCGGCGGUUCCUUGCCUCUUGGCCUGGGAUUCCUCUGCAGUUUGGCGGCUCAACAACCACCUGGAGCCCCGUGUUUUCUGCCAAGCCAUAUACCCCUUCUUCAAUCGAGGACAGAGAGUCACUUCAUGCAGAACUUGGAGCAGCAGAGAGACGCUUAUUCCGAUGACGAGUGUCUGUCUGGAGAUAGAAACGAUGGCAAAAACUCAGGAAACUCUCAGAAAAGGAAGAAAAGGAGACACAGGACCGUUUUCACAUCCCAUCAACUGGAAGAGCUGGAGAAGGCUUUCCAAGAGGCGCACUACCCAGAUGUUUACGCGCGGGAAAUGUUGGCAAUGAAGACAGAAUUGCCAGAGGACAGGAUACAGGUGUGGUUCCAAAACCGUCGCGCCAAGUGGAGGAAGCGGGAAAAGUGCUGGGGCCGCAGCAGCGUGAUGGCAGAGUACGGCCUGUACGGUGCCAUGGUGCGCCAUUCCAUCCCCUUACCGGAAUCUAUCAUCAACUCCGCCAAAAGCGGCAUGAUGGGCUCGUGCGCUCCCUGGCUUCUAGGAAUGCACAAAAAGUCGAUGGAGAUUACAAAGAAGUCUCCGGGCUCGCCUGAAUCAACUCACUCGGAUUCCUACAGCGAGGACGCAAAGGCGAAGGACAGCGACAUGUCCUGGUCAAACAGGGCCAGUGCAGCGGACGAUAUGGAGGACAUGGCUAUUGACCUAUCCAGCAGUUCGAAACAGGACAGCAAGAGCACUUUGAAAUCUUCACCUCGGAUACAUGACACCAGCAGCGAGUCUUAUGGAAGGUCGCAAUCCAACAGUGACUCCGAAAACGACAGUUAAAACUGUUCACAAAUGAAUUCCUAAAAAAAGAGACUCAAAUAGAGCAAUAUCAACCUGAGGACUAAUUUAUUGAAAGCUCUGGGCAGAUGCU
This is a messenger RNA of Engraulis encrasicolus (European anchovy), 1147 nucleotides long. It is a transcript of the gene vsx1, whose product is annotated as visual system homeobox 1 homolog, chx10-like. The coding region runs from base 1 to 1056 and encodes 351 amino acids. Lineage: Eukaryota; Metazoa; Chordata; Actinopteri; Clupeiformes; Engraulidae. The transcript has 5 exons. The record is from RefSeq and is a predicted model, not a curated record. Gene Ontology annotation, cellular component: nucleus. Gene Ontology annotation, molecular function: transcription cis-regulatory region binding; DNA-binding transcription factor activity, RNA polymerase II-specific. Gene Ontology annotation, biological process: regulation of DNA-templated transcription.